AUGGCUCUGUUUCCAGCGUUUGCCGAUGAGGCGACUAACAACGUUGAGGAUCCGUCUAAAAGUAAUGACUGCCUGGUGCUGAACCCAUUUGAAUAAUGUUUUUUACAACUCUUUCUUGUUGCUAUUGGGUGUCAUGGAAACGUAAUUAGCAGGGGGUCUGAUGACUUCUUUAAAAUGCAGCCGUGUACUUGGAGUCCUGUACUGUUUGAGCUCACUGACUUUGGUCCUUGGCUUUUGUUUUUUCAUAUCUUUAAGGCAGUACUGAUAGUGUGCCAGUAAUGUCAUGCAUCCCUACCCAAUCCCUCUUGUCAAUGCUCACCGCUAUGUUUUUGCUCCACUCUCUUUUUGUAGGAUUAGACUGGCUGACAAAUAAAAGCUUUCAGACCAGCGAUGCUGUCGUCCUUCAUAACCGGUUCAUUGAGAAGAUUAGUGAGAGGCAGACAGAAAAGGAAUCAAGGUACAAAAAAGUCAUGAAGCACAGCAUAAGACUCUUGAGUUUAUACAGUCUUUUAAAUUGUUAUUAAUGUGUCCCACAUUUCAGUUAUAAAAGCUUCUUUUUCACUUCUUUGUUACCUGAAUUCUUCAUUACAUUUUCUUCCUCAUUACUGUGUUCUUAUUUUUUGUUUUGCACGUUUUUUUCUAAAUUUAAUCCUUUGCCCAGUGUAGAAAUGUGAAACUGUAUUUAAUUUACUUUCAAAUGAGUAUAAUAGUUAUUUAAUUUGAUGUUUGGCAUUUUUACUUCUGUUCAAAGCUUGUUGUGAGUCUCCAUAAAUCUCAUUACAAUUAAGUCACAUUUUAAUCCUCAGUGUUGGUAGAGAUGUAAGCUCUGCAGAGCAGGAGGAAAGGGAAGAGAGUAAUGUGCCGCACAAGAAGAAGAAAAAGAGGAGUGAAAGGAAGAAGAAAAAGAAGAAAAAACACAAAAAGAAAAGUGGACGAUGUUCUGACAGCAGUGGGUCUGACUCUGACACUGUAUACCCCAGUGAUCUGAAAAGAGAAGAAGAGGAUGAUGGGUAUGGACACAACUUUUAACACCCUACAUGCAUUACUAUUUAUUUUGCAUGCAGGACUGCUGCCUACUUCUGAUUUUUAGUUAUAGCUGAUAUGUUUGUGGGUUUGUUCGCAGUCCCAAACCUUCUGCACUAGCAAGUCAUUUCUCUUGGUUGGAUGACCUCCAGACACCUACAGAGCAGCUGUUCUGUAUUGACCAUAAAGCAGACCCAGCCAACUGGGUGUACAAGUCCCUGUACAGAGGAGAUGUAGCAAGGUAGGGCAAAUUCCAAGUCCAAGUAGCACCAAAAAAUGGCUUUCAGGAAGACAACAUUUACUAUGGUUCAAAAACGCGAUGUAAUGUUAUGUUGCCAAUAAUUUUUAAACCUUCUUUAUGUCCCAGAUAUAAGAGGAAAGGCAGCUCAUCCCUGGGUCUGGACCUGCACAGGCAGGGAGUCAGCUGGGAGGAACCAGAGUCGAAUAGGAAACAAAAAGGUGGGAACAAGAAGAAAGCAGCAGACAGAUACUUCUCUUCAGUUAGUCACCAGCUGCUGAGAUCUGAGCCUCCUGUUCCUGCAAUACCAACUAUUCCUGAGAGCAGUGACAGCAUUACUUCAACCUCCUUCCUCCCACUCCAUGAGAAUGAAGAGAAACAAGGUAGGAAAUUUUGCCUCCCGGGUUAGAGUGGUACAUCAACCAAAAACAUACACUUAUUACAAAACCCAAUUCCAUUGAAGUUGGCAAAUUGUGAUACACGUAAAUAAUAACAGAUUACAAUGAUUUGCAAAUACUUUUCAACCUAUAUUCAAUUGAAUUCACUACAAAGACAAGAUAUUUAAUGUUCAAACUCAUAAACUUUAUCUUUUUUUGCAAAUAAUUAUAAACUCAGAAUUUCAUGGCUGCAACACGUGACAAAGAAGUUGGGAAAGGUGGCAAGAAAUACUAAGAAAUUUGAGGAAUGCUCAUCAAACACCUAUUUGGAACAUCCCACAGGUGAACAGGCUAGUUAGGAGCAGGUGGGUGCCAUGAUUGGGUAUAAAAGCAGCUUCCCCAAAAAUUCUCAGUCAUUCACAAGCAAGGAUGGGGCGAGGUUCACCACUUUGUGAACAACUGCGUGAGCAAAUAGUUGAACAGUUUAAGAACAGUGUUUCUCAAAGUACAAUUGCAAGGUAUUUAGGGAUUUCAACAUCUACGGUCCAUAAUAUCAUCGAAAGGUUCGGAGAAUCUGCACGGAAGCGGCACAGCCGGAAACCAACAUUGAAUGCCCGUGACCUUCGAUCCCUCAGGUGUCACUCUAUCAAAAACCGACAUCAAUGUGUAAAGGACAUCACCACAUGGGCUCAGGAACCCUUCAGAAAACCACUGCCAGUAAAUACAGUUUGUCGCUAAAUCUGUAAGUGCAAGUUAAAACUGUACUAUGCAAAGCGAAAGCCAUUUAUCAACAACAUCCAGAAACACCGCCGGCUUCUCUGGGCCCGAGCUCAUCUAAGAUGGACUGAUGCAAAGUGGAAAAGUCUUCUCGGAUCUGACGAGUCCACAUUUCAAUUUGUUUUUGGAGAACGUGAACGUCGUGUCCUCCGGGCCAAAGAGGAAAAGAACCAUCCAGGCUGUUAUCGACGCAACAUUAAUGCUGAAAGGUACAUGCGGGUCUUGGAGCAACAUAUGAUGCCAUCCAAGCAGCGUCUUUUUCAUGGUCGUCCCUGCUUAUUUCAGCAAAACAAUGCCAAGCCACAUUCUGCACGUGUUACAACAGCAUGGCUUCGUAGUAAAAGAGUGCGGGUACUUGACUGGCCUGCCUGUCCUAACUACUUUGGCACGUGUCACAGCCAUGAAAUUCUGAGUUAAUUAUUAUUUGCAAAAAAAAAAAAAAAAGUUUAUGAGUUUGAACAUUAAAUAUCUUGUCUUUGUAGUGUAUUCAAUUGAAUAUAGGUUGAAAAGGAUUUGCAAAUCAUUCUGUAUGUUUAUCACAGUUUCCCAACUUCAAUGGAAUUGGAUUUUGUAUUUGUUUCAGGAGGUUGCAAACUAUUUCAAUGUUUGUUAUGUUUGUACCUGAAGAGAAUUAAUGUUUUGGACAGUUAUAGGUGAUAUGUUAAGUAACCCAAAAGUAAUAGGCAAGUAACUUUAUUUCAGGACUUUAAGUAGUAGUUAACCUCUAAGUGAUGGAUUGUGUCCUCAGCUUUGUGACCACAGUUCUAUUGUGGAAAAUUUCAGGAUUUGAAUGCACUUUUUUUCCAUGGCAUAGUUUUAUAUUCAUCAUCUUUAUCUUUCCAUUCCAGUUCCUCAUAUCUAACUUGAAACCUAUAAAUAUUUUAAUUCCAGGCACCAGAGUGCAGACAUCAUUCUUCAAUCCUCUUGGUGUUUAUGACCCCUCCACAACCCUCUGGGUGCAGGGAAAGGGUAAGCAGGAGCAAACGGAGCAGCAAAAGCAGGCCACACAGACAGAGCAAAGUACAGUGCUGUUGGCUGGGAGGACUGAAGAGUUUAACCGGCGUCUCAGAGAGCAGCCAACAGACACAGAGCUUUGGAUUCAAUUCAUCAGAUACCAGGUAUAAAAACUACUCUUGUCGUUGUGUUGACUAUGGCUUGAUUUUGUUCACUUGUCCUCAAAGUAAUGUUAACUGUAGUGAUAUACUUUGCAAUGUUUUCUGAAUGAAUUUCUACAUGCAGUUACCAGGCAGAUGUAGGCAUUAACUCCUGUAUCCAGCAACAUAAAAACACUGUUUGUGUGAGUAAAGUAGAUUUGAGGAGAGUGUUUCCUCGCAGUCAAAAAAUAUGAGGUUGUGUGAUCAAAGAAUCGUACUUUUUGCUCUCCCUAUGCAACAGUAUCUUCAACCUUCAUUGUCCUCUUUCAUUUUACAGGAUGAUCUGAGCGCAGCAGCAUUUGGAGGUGAGGAGGACCAGCAGGGAAGUGAUUUGGCUGAACGCCGCAAGUCUUCUUACAGAGCUGUCCUGGAGAAAAAAAUGAGCAUUGCAGAGCGUGCAAUUGAGACCAACCCAAGCUGCAUAGAUCUGCAACUGGAGAGGCUCAGGAUCUGCCAGGAGCUGUGGGAGCCCUCACUUCUGGCUAAAGAAUGGAAGAAACUGGUAGACUUUUUGUUUUUAUGUGCCAUCAUCUAAACCUCUCAAUGCUUUGUGUGUUUUCGUUAUAGUUGUGCUGUGUCAAUCCCUGUAAAAAAUGAAAUGCUAACAUGAUCAUAUCUCUUGGCCUGUUAGUCAUUCUAACAAGCUGUUUUGUGUAUUUCAUGAAGGUAUUCCUGCACCCAAACAGUGCACCCCUUUGGAAAAAGUAUCUUCUGUUCACCCAGAGCUACUUCAGCAACUUCACUGUGGCUAAAGUCAACUCUGCUUAUGGGAAGUGUCUCAGUACGCUCAGUGCUGUACGUGAUGGCAGCAUGGUCUCUCAUCCAGCUCUGCCAGGGAUUGAGGAGGACAUGCUGGGUAACAGAUUUAGUUCAGCAUAUACUUAUCCAGUCUUUUGUACCCCAAGAGGGCAUUUAACAGUUGGAUAACAGUUACAUCAUCAGUUAUCCUGUCACUUUCUUGGUUGUCUCACUUGUUGCACAUUUCUUGAUCAUUUUUUCAUGCAGUACACCAUAUUCUUGCUUCUUUUAAUCCAAAAAGAUGCUCUCUGAUAGAAAUUGUCCUGUUUUGAUUUUUUUUUUUUCCUGUCCAGAUAUUUUCACCCAGCAGUGUCACUUCCUACGUCAGGCUGGUCACUCAGAGAAGGCCAUUUCUCUGUUUCAAGCCAUGAUUGACUUUACUUUCUUCAAACCUGACAGCGUACAUAAACUGUCCACCAGGCAGCAGGUAAAUGCACACAAACACAGCAGCAUCAAAACUGAGAUCACAAGUUGUAUUCAUAUAUUCUCUGUUUAUGUCUAAAUAGUUUUGUCCCUUUGGUUUCUGUUGAGCAGUAUUAUGCUACUCUAAAUACAGAAUCAAUUUUGAAUAUUUUGUAAAACAAAAACACACAAUAGUGCUCCAGUUGUCAAAUUAAAGAGUGAAUGUUCAUUUAUUUAAGGUAACGAUGUUUCUGUGUGUUCCUACAGGUUGAAUUCUUUGAGCCGUUUUGGGACAGCAGUGAAGCAAGAGUUGGGGAGGUUGGAGCCAGAGGUUGGAAAGCCUGGAUGCAUCAACAAGAGAGAGGAGGGUGGUUACAACCUAAUGCAGGUAAAACAUACAUACAUACAUGCUCACAUACUGACCUCUUAACUGUGCGAAGCAGGUUUUCUGUAUUGGUGAUAUGCAACAUGAAAAUUUAGAAUGCCAUUAAAAAGAAGAGCUGUAUGUUCUUGUUUUUGUGUUUUUGGAUCCACAGAGGAAGAAGAGGAGGAGGAAGAGGAGGAAGAGGAGGUAAAAGAUCGAAGCCAGCCCAGAUGGACAGUCUGGCUUGAUGUGGAGUCGUCUCGUGAAGCAGCUCACUGGUUACCCUGGAGGCCAGACAAAGCCAAGGGCCAAUCAGAAGAGGACUGUGAGGACCCAGACAGACAGGUACUAGUUUAAAAUGCAUCUGCUCGUGUCUGCUUCGACUGUAUGGUUGGUUGAAGUAUUUUGCUAUAAAGUAAAGAAAAAGACCUCCGAUCAAAGCUUUAUUUCUCCUCUCUUACUUAUGCUUCUUCAAUUUUAGGUGUUGUUCGAUGACAUUGGCCCGUCCCUGAUUUGUCUGUCUUCACCAGAACUCCAGCUCCGUCUCUUGCUUCGAUUUUUGUCAUUGCUGGGUCUUCCUGUAGACUCUGUGCUCUCUCCUGCCCCCUGCCAGCCUGGCCUGCUCCUGGAGAACCUUUCCCUGCUCACUCAGGGUAAAGAUGACACCAUAAGUCACAAUAUCAGGUGUUUCGAUUAUCAUGAAAAACUAUCAGAAAUAAAUAAAUCUGUCUUCAUGUCACACCCCAGGGAAUGCGCUCUGCAGCCCUCUGACAUCAAGCUACCUACGUGACCACGGCGAUGACUCCAUAGGUCACAUGACUACUCUCCAGGGAAAAAGGAAGUGGGCUGGGCUCGGGAAGCAGGGGGAAAAGUUUCUUGCCAAUGUGUUAAGUAUGGUCCAACCUGUUCUCCCUGCCCAGCACCAAGCUGUCCUGUCACACAGUUGGAUGCAGUAUGAAAAACUAAAGGUAACCCUUGGUUUAUCUGUCAUUCUAAGUUGUAUUUUAAUUGGAAUGAAAAAUAAAGUCAUAUAUCAAGUUAAGAUCUUAGUUGUAGGUAUAGAAGUCUUUGCACAUAUUGAUAUUUUUCUAUUUUUGUGCCUCAGGUCUGGCGUUGCCUGAAUCACAGCAACAAAAAGAGACUUCGCUCUCAGGGUAAGAGCAGCAAGAGGAUUGCCAAGCAACUUCUCAAGGAACCGCACAACCGCUCAUCGUUGGUGCUGUGGCGGGAGUAUGCACACUUGGAGUGGAUGCUGGCCAACUUUGAUGAGGCUCGCAAAGUCUUCUCCACAGCCUCAGCUUUAGGGGGAGCCAAGGGGCUGAGGAGCCCAUCCCUGUGUGAGCUGUGUUUACUGUGGGCCCAGCUGGAGGCCGAAGACAAGGCAGGUUCUCAAGGAAGAGGGCUCUCUGAUGUUACCACGUCCCCAGCUGUGUGUGUGCUAACCAGGCUAGCAGAGGGAGCCUCUUCAUCCUCCUUUUCCUCCUCCCAGCCCUUGUCUCCAGUUUCCAUUCUGAAAGCUAGGAAGUCUUAUGAGGAGGCUCUAACGGCCGCUUUAUCAGCCUUUGAAAAAAAUACCAAAAAUCAAGAGGUCAAUAGAAAAGGUAACCUCCAGUUUCAUCUAUAUUAGCUUUUAUCUAACAAAGGUGUGAUAUAUUUGUCCCACAAAGACCAUAUUGUGGUUAUUUAACACAUCUUUCAGAGUUACUGUUCACUCAGUGUCUUUAAACCAUCUUGAAACACCAUCAAAUUUGUUAAGAUUAAGACAGCACUGUUUUUUGUCUUUCCAUGUAGUCAGUGUUUUUUAUUCAUUGUUGUCUGUAUGUGAGCAACUUUAAUCUGCUGCAUUUGGUCAAGUUAUUAACUGUCUUUGUACUUUGUAAGUCAUUUAAAUGAUAAUGUAGUCAGUAUAUGAAAUAUAUUGUACCGUGUCCUCAGUCCUUUUCCCAUUUAACCACCAGGUGAAGAAGACCUGUUUGGAGAAAAGCUGAGGCUAAGAGGUCUGGUGGGUUGCUAUGCUCUGUUUCAGUACCUCACAAUGGGCAUCCAAGCAGCUAACCUUGUCUACAGCCAGACCAGAGAGAGGAUAGAGGAGCUGCACUGCGCGCUGAAACUUGGCAAUGAGAAAGCCGAGCUAUCUGCUAGUGAUGCUGGCCAAUCGGCAAGAAAUCCCAGUCACACCAGCCAGAACUGUGAGAACAGGCUGGCCUCAGAGUGUGAGGAAAUAGCAGUACAGCAGGCAGCAUUGCUCAGGCACCACAACAACAUCAGUGUUUUUCCUCUGGUAACACUGAGACAAAUGCUGACCUCUGCCCUCUCUACCUGGCCCAGCAGCGCCCCCUUGUGGAGGAUAUACAUACAGGUAAGCUGCCGUCUCACUCUUUCAAAAAUUAUAAUUUUACUAUUUUUUUUAUCAUUAUUGCUUAAAUCAGUUAGUAAAGUUACUUGCUCUCUUCAAGGUCCUGACUUAUAUUCUCACAUGAGUUAGUCUUUGUCUAUUUGAGUAACUGGUUCACCCUCAUUUAACCUCUGUUUCAGGUGGAGAACCGUUACCACAGUGCUGGACGGGCCCGUCGCUUUUUUCACUCUGUAAUCAGGGACAGCUGUAGGGUGCUCCCACGCCUUUUUGCCAUCGUUGCUGAACAACAAAGGAAGCAGCUGGUUGAUUCAGCACAGAGGUAUGAGCAGGACAAGGGAUGGAGAGUGGCAAGGUUAUACUUAACUGGUGCUGUACAUGGAAAAUACUGUCUAUGAGUUUUAAAAGACCCUAUCAAAAUCAAAAGAGCUUUUUUGUAAGUCCAUCAGCCCAAACUCUGUCAAUGUUUAAGACAAAUCAACACUGCUUUUCAGUAAUUAAAUAUCAAAGUAAAAAAAGAUUGGCCUUGAUUAUGUAUUUUUGCUGUGUUUACAGAUCUUGUUGCCAUGACGCUGCCUUGCCCAUCUUGCCAGAAAAUGGUCUGAGCAACCGUAUCCGUGGACUGUUUGAGAACGCCAUAGCAACAGAUCUUGGUUCUAACUGUCCCUUACUCUGGAGGAUGUACAUAAACUUCUUGGUGCGAAAUUGUUAACUGAUCUGAUAUAAUUUCCAGUCUUUCAACACUUAGUUGUAGGAAAACACUGAAAGGGAAAUUUCUUUAUGUUUUAGUGAGUCAGUGCUCAUAACAGCUGAAAGACUGACUAGAGUUGCUUUUCUUCUUCAAUCAUCAAUUUGUCGAGACGGUAAUGUUGGCCUUAACAAAAGGCACAUACAUUUAGAGGGUUUGGCAUUAAAUUCCCAGUCAGUUGAAAUAACACAAAAGAAAUGGGACAUCAUUUUAUCAAAUAGGGAUUUUGUUAAAGAUAUUAUAAUUCUGCUUGAACCAAUAAUGUGAAAUGAUAAAAAAAAAAGUCUGCUGCAUCAUAGAUAGCUCCCAUUUCCUUGUAAUUCCACGUGUUGAUCUCUGACCUCAGCCUUUGUUUUUCCCUAUGCUCCAAAUAUUUACUUAGAGUUAGAAGAAUAAGAGCUGACACACCUAUGCGUGUAAAUUCAAAGACCAAAUAUUGACCGUCAGUAAAGCCUUUUGGUUGUACAAUAUGUAUAAUGUUUUUGCAUGCAUUUGCAAUUGUAGGUGUCUGAGGGGAAUGUGGAUAAAGCCAAAGGCAUCUUCUACAAGGCCUUACAGAAUAUUCCAUGGGCAAAGGUGAGACUAAGACACAUAAGUGAUAAUUUCUGAUAUUUUCUACUUUCUUUGCUUUUAAUUAUACUUCAUACAAUUGUCUUGUACUAAUGUGUGUUACCUGGGUGUGGUUGUAUAUGACUGCAAAUUUACAUUAAUGCAAAUAUAUACUCUUGGUUCUUGUAUAAUCAGGGUUUGUACAUGGACGCUGUGCAGCUGUUUCCCGAGCAUCUUCAGGAGUUUGUAGAUGUGAUGACAGAGAAAGAACUCCGACUUCGACUGCCUCUUGAAGAACUGGAUAUACUACUGGAGGACUAA
This is a messenger RNA of Xyrichtys novacula (pearly razorfish), 9104 nucleotides long. Lineage: Eukaryota; Metazoa; Chordata; Actinopteri; Labriformes; Labridae. The record is from the annotation of a GenBank genome assembly.